Messenger RNA from Salpingoeca rosetta, 1121 nucleotides. RefSeq lists its product as uncharacterized. The coding region runs from base 1 to 906 and encodes 301 amino acids. The transcript has 9 exons. NCBI's taxonomy places the organism in Eukaryota, Choanoflagellata, Craspedida, Salpingoecidae. The record is from RefSeq and is a predicted model, not a curated record. Gene Ontology annotation, molecular function: protein homodimerization activity; structural molecule activity. Gene Ontology annotation, cellular component: ESCRT II complex; ribonuclease P complex. Gene Ontology annotation, biological process: protein transport to vacuole involved in ubiquitin-dependent protein catabolic process via the multivesicular body sorting pathway; tRNA 5'-leader removal.
AUGGUCCGCUUCAAGUCGAGGUACUUUUUGGUCUCCAUCCAUCCACAGCAGUCGUCCAAGCCGUGGAAGCCGUUUACCGGCAAGAAGUUGCUGUUUGCGUUGAGAGCUGCUGUUAGCAAGUACUUUGGUGACUUCGGCGUUGGAUCGCUGCUCCAAACACUCGCAGUCAAGUAUUACUGCGAUCGCACGCGCCACUGCAUUGUGCGCUGCUGCCGUGAGCACAUGGACAUCUUGUCCACCACACUCACCCUCAUCACCUCCCUCAACGGAUCCGCGUGCUCCCUGCAAAUCCACCACGCCGCAGGGACGAUUCGCUCGUGCCAGCGUGCGCUUGUGAAAUUCAACGCUUCGCAACUGAAAUCGCUCCUCGCCACGUGCACCCCUACAGACGACAGACCUCUUAGAGCCGAUCCCAGCCCAAUGAGGAGACGCGAGCCAAGCAGUUGGGAGGCGUGGAAGCAGCUGGUGAUUGCAUAUGCGCAGGCCAAGCGACUGAACCACCUGGUUGUGAGCCAGUGUGCAUCCAUGGAUCUCUUCAACAACAAGCAGCUUAACCGCGCCCUCAGCACAGACGCCAUCGUCACCGUCCUCGACUUUAUGCAGCAGUCCGGCCACGUUGAGUGGAAGGACGCAUCCAAGACUGAGUGCGCCGUCUUCUGGCAAAGUCCAAAGCAAUGGGGAGGCAUCAUCUACAAAUGGGCGGUGGACACGGGCAACACGGACACGGUGUGCACGUUCUUUGAGUUGCUGGAGGGCGAGACGGGCGAGGGUCAGGAGUUUCACAACAUGGACAGGCACGUGUUCAAGCGCGCAUUGCAGCAGCUGCAAAAGGAAGGCAAAGCGGAGGUGUUUUCGUCCGGCGACGAAGCCGACGACACAGAUGGCGUCAAGUUCUUCAUGCAGUAAACACACACAUGUACACACGUACAUCCACACAUGCAUAAGUACACACGUAUACACUGCUGCUGUUGACGUGACGCGAGGCAAGCGGUCGGACCAGGGUGGGUGUGAGAAAGCAGUGUGCCGAGAGCAGUGUGCCCUUGCAAGCGCAUGCACACACGCACGCUGUCCAUUCAUAGAAUUUGUGUUGUUUAAUGUAAACAUGGUACACUAUCCUAGAG